GCGACGGGAAGUGCCGUUGGAUUGCAGGAAAGUCUUCCAGCAAAAUCUCGAAGUUGUCGAUAGGGUCACUUUGAGCUCCACGCCGCUCGACGACAACCACACGAUUGCCGCCAAGAUGAUGCGUCAAUCCAUCACAGGCCUGGCGAGGGCUUUCCUCGCCCGCUCGGCUACUCAGCCGGUGCGCGUCGCCAUCCAAUCGACAUCGCAAAGGACGUUCUCCUCCCUCCCCUCGCUGCGUCCAUCCAUCACACCCCUCACAUCCGCCUUCCGCCGGCCGAAUGCUACGCCGUUCACGCCCUCGACUGUUGAUGGCGCCAUCGCCGACCUGGUUCCCACAAGCGCCAUCACCGAGCACCCUGCCCUGGGUGCCAUGCAGCUUCGCUGCGGCCCUCGCAACACGAUGAACCGCAACACCCGCCUGAUCCAGAAGCGCAGACACGGCUUUGUUUCCCGCAUGAAGACCAAGGACGGACGCAAGAUUGUUGCACGGAGGCGCCAGAAGGGCCGCACAAAGUUGGGCGUUUGAGUGUACCGUGGGGGGAUAGAGCUACGAGAACCGUGGAAAGGACCAGACGGCAUUGCUGCAGAUGAGGAGAGAAGGGUACGAUCACCCCAGGCAGAGUUCUCAGGGAUGGUGUGGCCAAGAUUGGGCGUGGCCAAAGUCGGGCUGACGAAAGACUCCAACGUUAGAGCCUCUGCGAGAGGGAAUUCGUUG
This is a messenger RNA of Colletotrichum acutatum, 715 nucleotides long. Its product is annotated as ribosomal protein L34. Lineage: Eukaryota; Fungi; Ascomycota; Sordariomycetes; Glomerellales; Glomerellaceae. Bases 116 to 526 code for a protein of 136 amino acids. The record is from RefSeq and is a predicted model, not a curated record. Gene Ontology annotation, biological process: translation. Gene Ontology annotation, cellular component: ribosome; mitochondrial large ribosomal subunit. The transcript has 3 exons. Gene Ontology annotation, molecular function: structural constituent of ribosome.